AUGACAUCAAAUCGUCAAGAAAUUCUCAUUCAAACCACUAGCGACAAUGACACAAUUCCAAUAUUUGCUGGUCAUUCGUGUGAAAUCUCAAUGUUAGCCGUCAACGCAGAUGGAACUUUAUUGGCGAGUGGAGAUAUGAGCGGCAAAUAUUGUCUAUGGGAUAUUGCAAGCCGGCAAUGUAUCAAGUCAAUGGACGAUGAUCAGCCGAAAUGGUAUUCACAAAUGCAUUCAUUGUUCGAAGAUGGUGGUGACGAUGAGGUGGAGAGGCUACGCCGAGAGAUUUGUGCAUAUAAAAUCAUUGUCGUUCGCUUGCAAAAAGCCAACCAGGAAUCUUUCUACAAUAUGGCUCGUGGACGUCCCACUGGAUCGAAAAACAAGGAGGCUCCGGUGAAGAGAACCGGAGAACUGCGCUCGCAACUUGAGAAAGAGGGUAUGGGUGUCGCUGAAGUCGGUAAAGUAGCUGGAGAAGAGUGGAGAGUGCUCAAGGAUAAAUCGAAAUGGGAAAAGUUGGCUGACAAGGACAAGCAACGCUACGAGUCUGAUAUGGCCGUCUACAAGAAGAAA
Molecule: messenger RNA, 564 nt
Organism: Mesorhabditis belari
Lineage: Eukaryota; Metazoa; Nematoda; Chromadorea; Rhabditida; Rhabditidae
Source: the annotation of a GenBank genome assembly